This is a messenger RNA of Penaeus chinensis, 2829 nucleotides long. Its product is annotated as nascent polypeptide-associated complex subunit alpha, muscle-specific form-like. The annotation marks the transcript as partial. The transcript has 4 exons. The record is from RefSeq and is a predicted model, not a curated record. NCBI's taxonomy places the organism in Eukaryota, Metazoa, Arthropoda, Malacostraca, Decapoda, Penaeidae.
AUGGUUGAAGAGAAAAGGGAAGAGUAUGAGGAUGUUAUUGGCCCUUGUCUUACAGCAACGAGGAUCUUCAAGCUGACAGUCACCAUCCUAAUGAGUCUCCAUUACUCAUGCAACUUCUUCCUCUAUUGCGCCUUCAACAAGCGGUUUGCAAGGGAGCUGGCCGACCUCAAACCCAGCGUGUUGCGUCCCAGAGCGGCGGCUGUCCCGUAUCCUCGAAUACGAAGAGUGGCGCCCUUUGGUGGAGAUCCUACGGCCGCGGCUCCUCCACUUCUCCACUCAGCCACGACGUCUUCUUCCACCUCCACCUCCACUUUCAUGACGAUGUCCUCUUCCACUUUCAAUAAAACCUCCUCGUCUAUAUUCGGCUCCACCGCCCCCUCCACCACCUCCACCAUUCCCUCCACCACCACCUCUACCACAUUUUCCACCACACCCUCCACCAUUCCUUCCACCACCGCCUCCACCAUCCCCUCCUCCACCUCCUCCACCAUUUCCUCCACCACCCCCUCCACCAUUCCCUCCACCAUACCCUCCACCACCCCCUCCACCAUUCCCUCCACCACCUCUUCCACCAUUCAUUCCACCAUUCCCUCCACCACCUCUUCCACCAUUCAUUCCACCAUUCCCUCCACCACCGCCUCCACCAUUCCCUUCACCACCGCCUCCACCAUUCCCUCCACCACCCCCUUCACCGUUGCUGCUUCAGCGCCCUCAGGAGAGUCACGGUCACCGCCCCCUCUCGAGCACGGGCGCGACGGAUCUCUUAGCGUCACUGCUCUUUACGCCCCUCUUGGUCCCUCCUCCCCUUCGUUGUCUUCUCCUUCUUCUCCUUCUUCUCCUCCUUCUCCUUCUUCUCCUUCUUCUCCUUCUUCUCCUUCUUCUCCUUCUUCUCCUUCUUCUCCUUCUUCUCCUUCUUCUCCUUCUUCUCCUUCUUCUCCUUCUUCUCCUUCUUCUCCUUCUUCUCCUUCUUCUCCUUCUUCUCCUUCUUCUCCUUCUUCUCCUUCUUCUCCUUCUUCUCCUUCUUCUCCUUCUUCUCCUUCUUCUCCUUCUUCUCCUUCUUCUCCUUCUUCUCCUUCUUCUCCUUCUUCUCCUUCUUCUCCUUCUUCUCCUUCUUCUCCUUCUUCUCCUUCUUCUCCUUCUUCUCCUUCUUCUCCUUCUUCUCCUUCUUCUCCUUCUUCUCCUUCUUCUCCUUCUUCUCCUUCUUCUCCUUCUUCUCCUUCUUCUCCUUCUUCUCCUUCUUCUCCUUCUUCUCCUUCUUCUCCUUCUUCUCCUUCUUCUCCUUCUUCUCCUUCUUCUCCUUCUUCUCCUUCUUCUCCUUCUUCUCCUUCUUCUCCUUCUUCUCCUUCUUCUCCUUCUUCUCCUUCUUCUCCUUCUUCUCCUUCUUCUCCUUCUUCUCCUUCUUCUCCUUCUUCUCCUUCUUCUCCUUCUUCUCCUUCUUCUCCUUCUUCUCCUUCUUCUCCUUCUUCUCCUUCUUCUCCUUCUUCUCCUUCUUCUCCUUCUUCUCCUUCUUCUCCUUCUUCUCCUUCUUCUCCUUCUUCUCCUUCUUCUCCUUCUUCUCCUUCUUCUCCUUCUUCUCCUUCUUCUCCUUCUUCUCCUUCUUCUCCUUCUUCUCCUUCUUCUCCUUCUUCUCCUUCUUCUCCUUCUUCUCCUUCUUCUCCUUCUUCUCCUUCUUCUCCUUCUUCUCCUUCUUCUCCUUCUUCUCCUUCUUCUCCUUCUUCUCCUUCUUCUCCUUCUUCUCCUUCUUCUCCUUCUUCUCCUUCUUCUCCUUCUUCUCCUUCUUCUCCUUCUUCUCCUUCUUCUCCUUCUUCUCCUUCUUCUCCUUCUUCUCCUUCUUCUCCUUCUUCUCCUUCUUCUCCUUCUUCUCCUUCUUCUCCUUCUUCUCCUUCUUCUCCUUCUUCUCCUUCUUCUCCUUCUUCUCCUUCUUCUCCUUCUUCUCCUUCUUCUCCUUCUUCUCCUUCUUCUCCUUCUUCUCCUUCUUCUCCUUCUUCUCCUUCUUCUCCUUCUUCUCCUUCUUCUCCUUCUUCUCCUUCUUCUCCUUCUUCUCCUUCUUCUCCUUCUUCUCCUUCUUCUCCUUCUUCUCCUUCUUCUCCUUCUUCUCCUUCUUCUCCUUCUUCUCCUUCUUCUCCUUCUUCUCCUUCUUCUCCUUCUUCUCCUUCUUCUCCUUCUUCUCCUUCUUCUCCUUCUUCUCCUUCUUCUCCUUCUUCUCCUUCUUCUCCUUCUUCUCCUUCUUCUCCUUCUUCUCCUUCUUCUCCUUCUUCUCCUUCUUCUCCUUCUUCUCCUUCUUCUCCUUCUUCUCCUUCUUCUCCUUCUUCUCCUUCUUCUCCUUCUUCUCCUUCUUCUCCUUCUUCUCCUUCUUCUCCUUCUUCUCCUUCUUCUCCUUCUUCUCCUUCUUCUCCUUCUUCUCCUUCUUCUCCUUCUUCUCCUUCUUCUCCUUCUUCUCCUUCUUCUCCUUCUUCUCCUUCUUCUCCUUCUUCUCCUUCUUCUCCUUCUUCUCCUUCUUCUCCUUCUUCUCCUUCUUCUCCUUCUUCUCCUUCUUCUCCUUCUUCUCCUUCUUCUCCUUCUUCUCCUUCUUCUCCUUCUUCUCCUUCUUCUCCUUCUUCUCCUUCUUCUCCUUCUUCUCCUUCUUCUCCUUCUUCUCCUUCUUCUCCUUCUUCUCCUUCUUCUCCUUCUUCUCCUUCUUCUCCUUCUUCUCCUUCUUCUCCUUCUUCUCCUUCUUCUCCUUCUUCUCCUUCUUCUCCUUCUUCUCCUUCUUCUCCUUCUUCUCCUUCUUCUCCUUCUUCUCCUUCUUCUCCUUCUUCUCCUUCUUCUCCUUCUUCUCCUUCUUCUCCU